Messenger RNA from Pyricularia pennisetigena, 870 nucleotides. RefSeq lists its product as uncharacterized. NCBI's taxonomy places the organism in Eukaryota, Fungi, Ascomycota, Sordariomycetes, Magnaporthales, Pyriculariaceae. The transcript has 2 exons. Bases 1 to 870 code for a protein of 289 amino acids. The record is from RefSeq and is a predicted model, not a curated record.
AUGUCAGAAUCCAUGGUCAUCGGAAGCGAGGUCGAAUCCUCCGCCUCGCCAAUGGCAUCGCCAUUCCUGACCCCGCCAUACCCGUCCAACGUUGAUAAUGACAAGUUGGGAUGCAGCAUGCUUAUCCGUCAGGACCCUUUCUCUAUCACACUCGACGCACCGGCACUUCUCACAGUCACUCUUCUGCUCGUAUUGGGCAUGCACAUGAUUGAUCAUCACCUCUUUGCUUGCCUACUUGUUGGCACUCUUGCCCUCCUUCUCAUCCGUAACGACUACCACAAUUUCCUCAAGCUAGGCCCAGGCGGCACACCCCCAACGCUUUUUGGCUACGCAAGACUGUCAUGGUAUCGGCUCUUUGCCAUCCGAGAUCCUUUUAGCGCUCCUGUCACAAGCCUGAGCCAUCUUCCUGCAUGUGGAAUCCUACGGGACCAGCCGCUGCCAUACCGACCCGGACCCCGACCUCUGGUGGCCGGUCUUGCACCUCAAAGACAACUCGACCAGUGGGGCGCUGUUCGCUGUUGUGAGCAGCUCAAGACGGCCAUUGAGCGGGCCACCGUUCAAUACCCCCAGAUUCUGGGCACGGCGACGUCGAGCAUUGAGAAGCAUGGAUUCGCACUCUUUGCCAGGCAUCCUAUCAACGUGCACGGGAAUGGCGAGGUUGCACAUGUCCACAGCUCAGACAAGUCGCUGCACUUGAACCUUCAUCCCGAUGAUAUCAAAGAGAUUCUACAACGAGGGUGGGGACAACGACACCCGCUGGCCUUUAAAGGCAUUCGAGGCUGGGUCGAGUCACCUGUGCCCAGUACUUUUGUCAUGAUACAAGACAAAACCGUCGAGGUCUACGCCAUUUUCAAUUUCUCAACCCCUUAA